AUGGAGUUGGUUUACGUUUUUCUUCUACAACAGAUGACGCAGAACAUGUUCCAGGAGGGGUUGUACCAGGUGUUUUUUAAGGAGACACCGUCAACUCGCCCACUGAGCCAGGUUACCAAUCAUAGUGAGCUAAUCAAUGGCAGGAUUUAUCGUUGGUUUGGGACUGUGGUUAAUACCAGACUUUUAGUCACUGGGGUGGUGCAGAUCCUCAGUGCCUUAGCUUGCAUACUAGCCACAGUCACCCAUUCAUGUGUGAGCUACAACUGCUCUGUCUCCAUGACAACACCCGUUUGGUCAGGCCUAUUUUAUGUGGCUGCUGGGUGUCUGGCAAUGGAGGUUCAAAGGAAAGCUAAUAAAUUAAAGAUCAUCACUCUGAUGGGUCUGAACCUCUUUAGUCUACUGUUUGGCUUCUCUGCUCUCCUGGCCGACAGCCUCAGGUCUACGCAGCCUGUCGCACUCAACACACACCAACAGCGUGUUGGUUCAUAUGUUGCAAAGGGGAGCUCCAUAGCGUUUACUGUACAGUGUUUUCUGGCAUCAGUCUACAUACUUUUCCUGUCGUUGAGAGGACUGCGUCGCUACAGUCCUCCACAGAUUCAGACCUACAGCCGCCUCUCCCAGGAUCCUGAUGAAACCAACGGGCCUCUACUGGAACAGGUGGAAUUCAGUCUGUGAAACUCAAAGACCUGAAAAGACACACUCCAGCUUGCACAGCGUAAACUCAGUUACUGUUGUUGAUCAGGGUCUGUAUGGUUUGUAUAAACAGUUUGUGCAAUCCUGAUUGAGGAAAUUGCUUUAGAUAUUGUGAAAUCAUAUCAUGCCACGAUGCCUCAGUAUCACUUCUCCUUUGAGAUUCCCAAAAACCUAAAAUUCACCAUAAACAAAGUGCAACAGCAAAGUUAAAACUUACAAAAAAUAAAGAGCAUUUUAAAGUAAUUGUGUAAAUCACACACAACAAUGACAUGCAAUCAAACAAAUAAAUGCAUGUUUUUAACAGCUGAGCAAUCUCAUUAUCUAACAUUGUUAAAAUGCAUUACGGUUUUCCAAUUUUCCCCAUUUUCACAGAUGCUGCUCUGUGGUCAGCACUAGAGGGCAGCAUUGCCAGUGUUCUGUUGUGUUGCACAGUCUCAUCCACAAAUCGGCUCUCUGUUUAGUGUAAGAAUUUUAGUUGCAAAAUAUAAAAAUCAGUAAGAGUUGUCCGCUGACUGCACACCAAAGCGUAUAGGUGCUGGA
Perca flavescens (yellow perch) is the source of this 1233-nucleotide messenger RNA. It is a transcript of the gene tmem253, whose product is annotated as transmembrane protein 253. NCBI's taxonomy places the organism in Eukaryota, Metazoa, Chordata, Actinopteri, Perciformes, Percidae. Bases 1 to 675 code for a protein of 224 amino acids. Gene Ontology annotation, cellular component: membrane. The record is from RefSeq and is a predicted model, not a curated record. The transcript is spliced from 7 exons.